AAGUUCGGGUGCUCCGAAGAGAGCGGCGGUGUCGCGAGUUCGGGUCGUGGUUGCUUCGGAGGAGAGGGCGUUGAAACGAAUCCAUCGUCUGCAGGUGAGGUUCCCCGGCCGGCAGCGGCGACUGAGAACGCAGGGUGUCACUUUCAACGCGGGAGGUGAAGGCGCCUCCUUUCUUCGGCUGCCCAACCGCGAGAAGAGUUGCCAGAUUCACGUUUUGGAUCCCUUUUUGGAUGUGCUCCUUUGGCCAUUCCCAGUGUGGGAGGGAGGGAGAGGAAGAGAAGCAGCAGUAAUAUUAUUGGUCCACGCUAGCGGUUGAAAUCUUGUUGGAAGAAGUAUUCUCUGGGUCCCUUCUUUUAAAAUACCUGUUUCGCAUAUACAGACCUGGAAAAAAAUGAACAAAGAUGCACAGAUGAGAGCGACUAUUAACCAAAAACUAAUAGAAACGGGAGAGCGAGAACGCCUUAAAGAACUACUAAGAGCCAAGUUAAUCGAAUGUGGCUGGAAAGACCAGUUAAAGGCCCACUGUAAAGAUGUCAUCAAAGAGAAAGGACUAGAACAUGUUACUGUUGAUGAUUUGGUGGCAGAAAUCACUCCAAAAGGCAGAGCUUUGGUACCCGACAGCGUAAAGAAAGAGCUUUUACAAAGAAUAAGAACGUUCCUCGCUCAGCAUGCCAGCCUUUGAUUCUCCGGUUGAGUCUUACCAUGUUGUGUUAAGUGAAUCAUGCCAGAAACUGGAAGACAUUUUUUUCCUCCAUGCUUUAGAGUGAAAGUUAACUUUUUUUUUUACAUUUAGUUACUGGAAGUGUCCUUGACUACACUGACAAUUUAAUCUUGAUAUUUUAAUUUUAAGAAAACUCCAGCCACCUUAUGACGUAUGUUGAAAAGAAACUCCGUUUCUUGCCAUUAAAAGUAUGUUGUGUGGCGUACUGUGA
This is a messenger RNA of Heteronotia binoei (common prickly gecko), 932 nucleotides long. It is a transcript of the gene ENY2, whose product is annotated as ENY2 transcription and export complex 2 subunit. The transcript has 6 exons. Gene Ontology annotation, molecular function: chromatin binding; transcription coactivator activity. NCBI's taxonomy places the organism in Eukaryota, Metazoa, Chordata, Lepidosauria, Squamata, Gekkonidae. The coding region runs from base 392 to 682 and encodes 96 amino acids. Gene Ontology annotation, biological process: poly(A)+ mRNA export from nucleus; regulation of transcription by RNA polymerase II; positive regulation of DNA-templated transcription. The record is from RefSeq and is a predicted model, not a curated record. Gene Ontology annotation, cellular component: nuclear pore; DUBm complex; SAGA complex.